This is a messenger RNA of Acanthochromis polyacanthus (spiny chromis), 1019 nucleotides long. RefSeq names its product calcium binding protein 4 (gene cabp4). The coding region runs from base 1 to 630 and encodes 209 amino acids. Gene Ontology annotation, molecular function: calcium ion binding. The transcript has 7 exons. Lineage: Eukaryota; Metazoa; Chordata; Actinopteri; Pomacentridae. The record is from RefSeq and is a predicted model, not a curated record.
AUGUCAGCUGAUUGGACUGAAGCUGAACAAUCCUCGAAGUCACAGUCCCCCAAGGACCAGGGGAAGGACUCUGAGGAGGAAGGUAGUCGGCGCAGUAAAAGGAGCCUCAGCAACAGCUCAGCGGUGGCUGCCGCCUACAUCUCCUACCUCAAUAAACUUUUUGGACAGGAGAGAGAGCUGAUGCCAGAGGAGUUAGAUGAGCUGCAAGUGGCCUUUAAGGAAUUUGACUAUGAUGCGGAUGGCUUCAUCCAUUACAAAGACAUUGCAGACUGCAUGAGGACCAUGGGCUACAUGCCUACAGAGAUGGAGCUCAUCGAGAUCAUUCAGCAAAUCAAGAUGAAAUGGGGUGGUCAUGUAGACUUUGAUGACUUCUGUGAGCUAAUGGGGCCGAGGAUGCUCGCCGAGACGGCUCAUAUGGUCGGACUGAAGGAGCUCCGCUGUGCCUUUAAACAGUUUGACUGUGAUGGUGAUGGAAAGAUCACAUUUGAUGAGCUGAAGGAGGGCAUGAAGACCCUCCUCGGGGAGAAGCUGAAGAAAGGCGAGCUGGAGGAGAUCCUCGGCGACAUUGACCUCAACAAAGAUGGCAACAUUGACUUUGAUGAGUUCAUGAUGAUGCUUUCUGCACGGUGACCUCUGAUGGAAGAAGACGAAGCACACAGCACUGCGUUCCUGAGCUACAUACCGUUAACUCAAUCAUUUCUGUACAUUUUUACCUAUUUGAUUGUAAAAGCAUUAUUAAGUUUAAAAAGAUUCCUAUAUUUUCAUAAUAAAAGUUGAGAUUGAAUAAGUGCUGUGAGUGAAGGGUGAGUUAUGAAACGCUUGAUUUGUUACAAUAAUGCUGCACUGUCCCCCCCUUGUGGCUCAAAAAUGCACAGAAUCAUCAGAACUAACUUGAUAUAUUUUUUCAACCUACUGAUUACUUAACUUGUAUCUCUUAUGUAACUGAUGCCGGAGUUUGUCCUGCAGAUUUGUUUUCUCAUUUAACAUCUUGCUCUGAGUGAUGGAAUUGUGCUUGAGAG